Molecule: messenger RNA, 1417 nt
Organism: Syngnathus typhle (broad-nosed pipefish)
Lineage: Eukaryota; Metazoa; Chordata; Actinopteri; Syngnathiformes; Syngnathidae
Exons: 3
Coding region: 14-1222 (402 amino acids)
Source: RefSeq, a predicted model, not a curated record
GGCCCGCUGCUUCAUGGUCAUAACAUUCCUGGCUGUGUCGACCUGUCCCGGGAUAUCAGGACGCCCCAACGUGGCGCCCACCAUCAGGGUAGACGGUCACCCAGAGGCGGUGGUGACUAUCAAGUGCGGUGAUGGCGGCAAGGCAGCAGGUGUGGUGGUGUACUGGCACACCCCCGUUGGACCCUUCCACUUACCAGGCCUCCACACAGAACUGAACCUGGUCCACGUGCGCCAGGACGGCAGUCUGGUGGUCCACAAUCUGAGCGACCUCCACCAGGGUUUGUAUUACUGCCUGCUGCAGCAUGACAACGGGGGGUCCACGCUGUUCCCCUACGAGCUACACGUGCAGGCAAAAGAUGGCAAACGUGGUCCAAGGUCCAGGAGGGCCCUGAGGAAACAUGAAGCUGUUUCUGAUAAAGUGUUUGUAGCAGCCGUGACGACGGCGGUGCUGCUCACCUUUGUGUUUGGGUUCAGCGCAGGAGCUCUGAGCAGGACGCCUCUUCUCAGAUGUUUGAGGGCGAUCACUAAGCGACGACGAUCACCACGGCAACACCGCCCUGACAUUACUAUGACGACGCUCACCAACUGUCCUUCAUCGCCAUCCUCACCAUCAUCAUCAUCCUCAUUAUCCUCCUUAUGUCCACCUGCCAAACCUCAGAGAAGAUUCCAGGACAAACGGAGCCAGGAUGAGAAGGAAGAAGACAAUCCCGCUGCCGCCUACCUGGAAACCUGCGACCACGUGGAUGACGAGAAAGGAAGAAUAGCAUUAAGAGGAGGAAGUAAAGGUGAAGAGGGGAGGAGGUGGAGAAGCAUGGAGGAAGAGAAGGAAGAGCAUGAAGUUCCUUCUUAUGAUGGGAUGAUGGAGAAGAAUGAGAAGGACCAAAAUGAAGAUGACAGAAAGAACAGAAAUGAUGAUGAAGAUGAAAGAAAGAAUAAGAGGGAAGAUGGAGAUGAAAAUAUAAUCAGUCAGUCCUCACAAUCAGACAAUGACAAUCAAAACCAGGAAGUAGAAUCAUUUCCUCACCCCCGCCUGAGUCGGGUCAUCCGCGUUUAUCAGUAUGACCAAGAUGGCCGCCGUUACAGCCACCUCCCCGACCCUGAGCCGGCCCCCACCGCCAGAACCAAGCAGCGCUCAAUCUCCCUAUCCCACCUCAACGCCAUCAUGGACGCCGCCUCCGCAGGGCCCAUGGACACCCCACCCCUCCCAAAAGACACUCUUUGACAUAAAGUUUGAAAUCAGGUCAGACACUCUUGAGACACUUCUAAUCUAUUUGAUCAAUCAAAUUAAAAGACAAACUGACUAAUCUGCAUUCUCAAACAAAAUCGUAAUUAAAUAUUAUAUUUAAUAUUUAAAUUCUUUUACAACCAGAUUAGACUAAAUUAGAAUCUAAAAAACUGAAUCUUGCUGUUGAUUUAA